UCAUAUUUAAGGAUGAACUUGUUAUUGAGAAUGCAUCUAAGAUGCAAUUUGUGGCUAAAGUGUGUAUUCGCCUUAAGAGUCAGUUGGAGCGUUUGGGUAUCACUCCUUGUUGUCAGUUGCCCGACUCCUACAAGGAGUUGAUUGAGCGAGAAAAGUGUGAAAUGGAAGAACAAACGGAAGCCCAGCGUGAUCUGGAGGAAAAACUUUCCAUGUUGGCGGAAGAAAAGCAACGUUUAAAUAAGAUGCUUUCUUCCAUGCGCCAGGAGCGUGAAAUGGAUAUUGUCGUCAUGCGUAGCGUUCAAGAGCGCUGCAAGGAGGCAGAAGAAAAGGAGAUUUAUGCUGCGGAGGCCUUGUCGCGGCUCACUCGCGAAAAGAGUCAAAAAGAGAGGGCACUUGAGGAAACAUUGCGUCUGGCGACAAUGGACCUUAUGCAGUAUCAGGCGCAGUUGGCCCAAAUAAAGGAGCUUGAAAACACAGGAGGAUUUGCACGAAUUUUGAAAUUGUUACUUUGUCGUUAA
Molecule: messenger RNA, 518 nt
Organism: Trypanosoma cruzi
Lineage: Eukaryota; Euglenozoa; Kinetoplastea; Trypanosomatida; Trypanosomatidae
Product: kinesin, putative
Exons: 1
Source: RefSeq, a predicted model, not a curated record